Molecule: messenger RNA, 1545 nt
Organism: Drechmeria coniospora
Lineage: Eukaryota; Fungi; Ascomycota; Sordariomycetes; Hypocreales; Ophiocordycipitaceae
Product: Set1 complex component spp1
Exons: 2
Coding region: 1-1545 (514 amino acids)
Biological process (GO): positive regulation of DNA-templated transcription
Cellular component (GO): Set1C/COMPASS complex
Source: RefSeq, a predicted model, not a curated record
AUGGACCGCCAAGGUCAGGGUCAGGCACAGCCAGCGCCGGCCUACUUUGAGGCCCGGUUUGUGCUGAUGGACGAUGAACUCCCGGAAGCUGAAGCUGCCGAACCCCCCGCUGCCCCGGUUCGCGAACCAUCGCCUCGGCUCGGCGCAGAAUCUAUCGCUGUCGAUCCGGCCAAUGCAAAGCAUGCGGCUGACGAACCGAUUGCCGACGAACCGCUUUCUGACGAACCACCACCUGUCGAACCUCUUCCUGUCGAACCGCUUCCUGUCGAAGCGUUUCCUGCCGAACCCCUCACCACCGAACGCUUGGCCUCUUCGCCCGCUAAGCCUGACAUCCCUCUCCUGCCUUCGACCGAGGCGACGGUCUCGGUGCCGAUCGAGACGCCAGAUCCAAAGCCAGUCGCGGCAUCCCACCACAAGAAAAAGGGCACCGCCGUUGCUACGAAGAAGCCACCCAAACGGCCUCAGAAUGACGGCCCCCAGAAAAAGAAAAAGAGGAAGAAGAAACCGAAAUCAAGCUCGUCCGGCGGCGCAAACGACGAAUCGUCCGGGGAUGAUGGCGGGUCCGAUGGCGGACCGUAUUGCCUCUGCCGCGGACCCGACGAUCACCGUUGGAUGAUAUGCUGCGAGUUUUGCGAGGAUUGGUUCCAUGGGGAGUGCAUCAAAAUGUCCAAGGAAGUGGGCGAGCACCUCAUCGAAAGGUUUGUCUGUCCCUCCUGCUCAAGCGACAAUCGGACGACGAUCUACAAGAAGUCGUGCGCGCUCACGACGUGCAAGAAGUCGGCGCGUCUGAGCCAGGGCCAGCCCAGUGUUUUUUGCUCAAACGAGCACGCGCAGAGCUGGUGGGAGCGGCUGAUCGGACAGGUGCCAAAGGGCCAGGCGACGGCGGGACUCAGCGACCGACUCUCUCAGGGAGAGCUCGUUGCACUUCUCCGCAGUGACCUGGGCACGGUCGGCGAGGACGGCAUGUGGAGGCUGGCCAAGGUGCCAUUCGCCAAUGGCGGCCCGGAGAAGGAUACCGAUGACGCGCUCUCUCCCAUACUCAGCGACGAGGAGAAGGUGCUCCUCAAGGAGUCGUACGAUGGCCGAUUGCAGCUGGGAGAAGAGACGCAGCUUUGCCACAAGAUGCUUACCCUCGUCGAGCUCGCGCAAGCGCGACGACGCGCCGCCAUCACCGCCGGCCUCUUUGGCGAGGACAUCUGCGGCUACGAUUCUCGGCUGGACACGGUCUCGGCCCGCGACGCCUUCGCGGCCUAUGCCAAGUCGGAAGAGGGCGAUGCGACGUUUCGCGCGUCGGCGCUGACGGACCCCCUAGGCGAGGACCACGCGGUCAGGGGCAUGUGCGAGAAGAAGAGGUGCAAGGUUCACAGCGGCUGGCAGAAGAUGCUGCCGCUCGGAAUCAAGCAUCAAGUCCGAGAGCUGGCCAAGCAGGCGGCCGAGGCUGGCGAGGAGGAAAAGGUUAUGCGCGAAGCAGCGGCCGAGAGGUGGAGGCGGAAGCAGGCGGAAAAGAACUGGGUGGAGGUGGUCGACAUGAGGAUCGCGGGCUGA